AUGCGUAUGAGUGGUAUUGAAGAAUUUCAAAAUGUGGCGUUGGGGCCAUUCCAAAAACACAGACAGUUAUCAAUUCGUGAAGCGGAAAUAAUAUCACUAGAAAUAAUAGAGCUCUUGUGCGAUUCUCAUUGCAAAGAUGAAGCAACACUUAAGUAUCUCGCAAGACUGAUAACACCUGCUACAUAUCAAGAUUUAUUGGACGAAAGGAACUUAAACAAAAAAUGUGGUUACCCAAUGUGCAACAGACAACCUGAGAGGCUGCGGGAUCCAUUUUCUAUUGAUUAUACUACAAAAAGGUUCCUUUGGGAAAACAACCCAUAUGCGUACCUUUCCAUAUAUUGUAGCAAGUUUCACUUCAGAUGCUCCCAAUUUUACGAAGUGCAGCUUUCAGACGAGGCUCUGUUUGCGAGGACAGGCGUUCACUUGGUACAUAAUUCACCACAAGAAAAGAAAGAGAUAGACGAGAAAUAUCGAAUUGAGCUGUUCGAAGAAUUAUUACGACAAAAAGCUUCUGAAGAUGAUAUUAAGUCUUUGAUAGCAGGUCUAAGGAAGUUGGGAAUUAAUAACGGAGCUAAUCAAGAGCACAAGGAUGACGAUCAGGAAAUGGAAGAGGAUUUAUCAAAAUGGCUUGCUGAGAUCAACAUAAUUGAAAAUGACAAACCGAGCAUUUUAGGAGAUUUGACAAAGGAUGAUGAUGAAUAA
Molecule: messenger RNA, 702 nt
Organism: Zygotorulaspora mrakii
Lineage: Eukaryota; Fungi; Ascomycota; Saccharomycetes; Saccharomycetales; Saccharomycetaceae
Product: Rtr1/RPAP2 family protein phosphatase
Exons: 1
Coding region: 1-702 (233 amino acids)
Cellular component (GO): cytoplasm; nucleus
Molecular function (GO): RNA polymerase core enzyme binding; RNA polymerase II CTD heptapeptide repeat phosphatase activity
Source: RefSeq, a predicted model, not a curated record